Molecule: messenger RNA, 748 nt
Organism: Mesitornis unicolor (brown roatelo)
Lineage: Eukaryota; Metazoa; Chordata; Aves; Mesitornithiformes; Mesitornithidae
Product: brain-specific angiogenesis inhibitor 1-like
Exons: 1
Cellular component (GO): plasma membrane
Molecular function (GO): G protein-coupled receptor activity
Source: RefSeq, a predicted model, not a curated record
AUGAGGAGCAUUGGAUCUGCCCUGAACCUGCUUUUGGUAUCGCCACUCUACUUUGUGUGGACCGUGGUCGCUCUGGACUUGGCACAAACUCCCUGUACCACUUUGGUCCAGGGGAAAUUCUUUGGGUAUUUCUCCUCCUUUGCCGUCUUCCCGUUGAACUCCUCUCUCUGCUCUUGGAUUAUCCAGAACCCUGACCCUCGGAGGUACACUUUGUACAUGAAGAUCCUAAAACCUACUGGCGUAUGUGACCACCAGCACAUCCGCACCUACCAGUUUGACUCCUUCCUGGAGUCCACCCGCACCUACCUGGGCAUGGAGAGCUUCGAUGAUGUGUUGAAGCUCUGUGAUGGGUCCACCCGCUAUGCCUUCCUCCAGUCCAACAAACAGUUCCUUCAGAUGAAGCAGACGGCGCCACCGGGAGUGGAGAGCUGGCCUGUGCGGUGGAAACCCAUAAAGGCUCAGGAGAGGGACUUCUCGGUGGAGUACCUGGUGGUGGGCAACAGGAACCCUAGCAAAGCUGCUUGCCAGAUGCUCUGCAAGUGGCUGGACGCGUGCUUGGCCAUCAGCAGCAGCUCUCACCCAUGUGGCAUUAUGCAGACCCCGUGCUCUUGCUCAGGAGGGGAGGUCCUAGAUCAGGCCAGCGAGAUCCUGGGGUUCACGAGGAAGAAGGAAGAUUGUUACAAGGAUGGGAUUUACUUGGAGAACUGUGUGAGCAGCCCCAAGGACAGCAGCGGAGCAGAGUUUCUGG